Messenger RNA from Trichoderma harzianum CBS 226.95, 2142 nucleotides. RefSeq lists its product as hypothetical. The coding region runs from base 4 to 2067 and encodes 687 amino acids. The record is from RefSeq and is a predicted model, not a curated record. Gene Ontology annotation, molecular function: DNA-binding transcription factor activity, RNA polymerase II-specific; zinc ion binding. NCBI's taxonomy places the organism in Eukaryota, Fungi, Ascomycota, Sordariomycetes, Hypocreales, Hypocreaceae. The transcript has 5 exons. Gene Ontology annotation, biological process: regulation of DNA-templated transcription.
GCCAUGCAGAAUUACGUAUCCAUAACCCCCAAACGCUCACAAGACACCACGGAUGUUGGGGCCACCUCCUCGGCGGUACUAGCAUCCAAGCGACGUCGUGUUGGUGUUUCGAUAGCCUGCAACGGCUGCCGCCGCAAAAAGACCCGGUGCGGUGGCCAAAGACCAGUUUGUUCAGCUUGUGAGAAUACACCGAGCGAUUGCGUGUACAGGGAUGUUUCUGCAAUAUCGGAAGAGUCCCAAUCGCUACUUCUCGAAGUAAUUCGCCUGAUGAACGCACUUCCGGACGAUGAAAUCUUGGACAAAUUAAAGAGUCUGAGAAAAGAGGGUGCUGCUUCCGCUGUCCUCUCCAGUCUAAGAGACAAAGCUGGCACUCUGCAGCAUUCUGAUCUCAACUUCGAAGCGGCAACGAUGAGCGAUGCAUUUCAAUCUUUGGAGCUAGGAGAUGAGUAUCAAAAUGCAUAUCCUAAAACACCAACUCUAAGCCUAGAAACCCUAGAAGAGGCCACGUACCAGCAGCUUAUACAUACAGCGGGGAAAGAUUCGGGUACUGAGGUUAUACAAGGCACGACACAGCACGAAGCAGUACCCGGACUUCGUCUUUGCGACAGUCGUCUCGCCCAAUUAGAUAUAAGCAAUUGGACGAAUAUAAUAAUUAGUAAUGAGUAUGCUGCUCGUACAAUCUCUCUAUAUUUGGAAACAGAUCACCCCCUCUUGGGAUUCUUCGAGCCAAAUUUGUUUGUAGCUAGCCUCACGGCGGGCAAGACGGACUACUGCUCCCCGAUGCUCGUUAACGCGCUUCUCUAUUGGGCAUGCCAGCUGAAUAGUGCUCAAGACCCCGAUAGUGGCUCACUGGCACUUCGUUUCUGCACCGAGGCGGAGUCGCUCUGGGAACGCCAACGCAGUUACGACUCAAUACUGAAUUUAGCAGCCGUACAAUUUCUGAGUUUAGGUUACUUGGGCCAGGGUAGAGAUCACGUCGUCUUGGCAUAUCUCAACGAAGCGUCCCAGAUGGCUGUCCGGAUGGGCUUCUUUGGGAUUGGGGCAAACCACAAACAACAACAAAUCGAGCUCAUGCCAGAACCAGCAAAGACUGCGCAGCUGUACGCGGCUUGGGGAUCAUUCAAUUGGAUUACUCACAUGUCUCUAUUUUACCGCCAACCAGGCCUACAAUGCCCCAAGAUUCCUCCUAAACUACCUAUUCCUUGGAAUCACCAACCAGAUGUAACAGGAGAGCCCGAAAACUCAGACAAUCCCCAAGUCGAACCUGAUCCCCAGUAUAUGGGAGGGGUGUUCCCUUAUAUCUGUCAAUUCUGGUCCAUAUUACAUGAACUAGCUCUAAUGUACAGGCAUAAAGGACCACUCACGGGCGACCAGAGAACUCUCUACUUUGCCGAAUUCAAGUUUCGUGAACUGUUAGCCUGGAGCAACCGCCUGCCGCCAAAACUAUCGCGGAACGACCAAAGCCCGCAUUAUGUCCAAAUUUUACACAUAUGGCUCCAUGCCGCCAUCCUCGACUUGUUUAGGUUUUCAAUGUCUAGCGAUAUAAAGAAUCAGCACCUGAAAACCUUCACCAGUCCUCAUUGCACUCCGGAAAAUGUGUGCAUCGCAUCGGCUCGCCAGCUUAAACAGCUCAUUAUAAAUUAUAGGCUCAACUUCGCCUCAUCAUCUUACACGAUACUAUGGCAUACGGCUUUGACUUACUUGGCCAACGCCGUUCUUCUCCACCCCAAGGACGAACACUGGUUCUUUUACUUCCUACUCUGUGUCUAUGGAUACGAACGACUUCGACCGUGUUGGCGUGUUACACGAGCCAUCUCGACAGCCCUCUUAUCGAUGGCUUUGCGUAAAGGAGACAUCACAAGCUCAACUGCGCGGCAAUUGCUACACGAUAUUAAUGGCAACAACAGUGGUUAUCAGCUACCAGGAGAGGUUAGAGCAACAUUCAUGAUGGACUUGAAUCUGGCAAAAUCUGAUCCCGAAUCUGCAACGGUUGAAAAGAUAGCGCAGGAUUUUGACCAGAAUCUUUUGCUUCAACAGUACACAAAUAUCUUUGACAAUAAACAAUAGAAAAGGGGGUUUCGGCUUGGCAGGUUAUUCCAGAAAUAAAUUGGGCCCAGUUGUCAGAAUGGCCUUCACCUUAAC